Messenger RNA from Ruditapes philippinarum (Manila clam), 942 nucleotides. RefSeq lists its product as uncharacterized. Lineage: Eukaryota; Metazoa; Mollusca; Bivalvia; Venerida; Veneridae. The transcript has 4 exons. Bases 1 to 819 code for a protein of 272 amino acids. The record is from RefSeq and is a predicted model, not a curated record.
AUGGCCCAAAAUGGAAAAUGGGUUAUUACGAGGGUCGGUUAUGGUAGUAGUUCAGGGCAACUAUCUUACAAUCCGGAAUUUAGCUAUGACGUAUGGCUAGGUAAAGGAAUACCCUCCGGUGACUGCUACCAAUUUAGAGGCCAACAAGCGGCUGAGAACUUUGCUUACAAAGCAGAAGAACUUACGGAUACACUUGCAGUUAUUUUGAAGAAUAGUGGGGCCCAGUAUCUCAUGUUGGAGAGAGUAGACUACUUCGGAAGCACGGUGCUUCACGUGGCGGCCGAUAAAACAUGGUACAUCGUGAAAGAUAUAUAUUCUCGUACAAAUGGCGCACUGUAUACAUUCAAUUUUAUGUUUACAACCACCGAUCAAGAUGUCAGCAAGGCCACAUGCUCUAUGUUUGUAUCAGAAAGCGAUGCUGUUACACAUGCAGCAUCUUUGAGCGGCACGACGACACAGGUUGCUGUAGCUACCACAGAUGCUAAAACAACAGCGGCCCAGACAGUUACAACUAAUACUCCGCCACCGUCAUUCACACAAGGAAACUCCGCACGAGUCAUUAUACCGCAUUCACCACGGACACGGGCGACAUCAGGACACUUUGUUGAAUCACAGGAUAUGCGUAACAAAUAUGUUGGCGAGAACAGACUUUGGAAUAUUACUGACGUCAAUCUGCUGCAAUGCAUACGCACGUGCCUUGCAGACGACAAAUGCGUGUCUGCAUUUUUUCUUGAAAACAGUUCCACUUGUACAGGACAUGGCGUGAUUUAUGGAAGUGGGGAUGUAUUGGCGCGAGUUUCGUAUUACGUCUAUUCAUAGGAACAUUUUUUGUACCAAAAUGAUUGUAUUUUGUAAUAGAAUGAAAAAUGUGAUACAAAGUACACUUUACAUAAAAAACAAAAAUCUGCAAAAUAUUCAUUAAAAAACACCAGCUGUAACGUA